This is a messenger RNA of Synchiropus splendidus (mandarinfish), 2321 nucleotides long. RefSeq names its product recoverin a (gene rcvrna). Bases 108 to 719 code for a protein of 203 amino acids. The record is from RefSeq and is a predicted model, not a curated record. Lineage: Eukaryota; Metazoa; Chordata; Actinopteri; Syngnathiformes; Callionymidae. The transcript has 3 exons. Gene Ontology annotation, molecular function: calcium ion binding.
ACUCUAAUCUCAUUUGCCACUUUCAGAGGUUGCCACGGCGAUCGGGAGGCAGAUAAACAGGCCGCAGAGGUCUUCGCUCCCACCAGACCUCCGGCAGAACCACCAAGAUGGGCAACACCAGAAGCAGCGCUCUUUCCAAGGAGCUUCUGGAUGAGCUCAAAUCCAACACAAAGUAUUCAGAGGCGGAACUUUGCACCUGGUACAACUCCUUUCUGAAGGAGUGCCCCAGUGGGAAGAUAAGCAAGCAGCAGUUUGAGAGCAUCUACGCCAGCUUUUUUCCCAAUGCGGACCCCACAGCGUACGCUCGCCACGUGUUCCGGAGCUUCGACACCAACGCAGAUGGCACACUGGACUUUAAGGAGUACAUUGUUGCCCUACACCUGACCUCAGGUGGGAAGACCCUGCAGAAGCUGGAGUGGGCCUUUGCUCUCUAUGACGUGGACGGGAAUGGAACCAUCAGCAAAAACGAAAUCCAGGAGAUUGUCCGGUCAAUAUUCAACAUGAUUCCAACUGGCGACCAACAAAACCUCCCUGAAGACGAAGACACGCCAGAGAAGAGGGCGGAAAAAAUCUGGAACUUUUUUGGGAAGAAGGAAAACGACAAGCUAACAGAGGGAGAGUUCAUCCAGGGCGUGAUGGACAACAAGGACAUUUUGCGUCUGAUCCAGUACGACGAGCCGCAGAAGAUCAAGGAGAAACUGAAAGAGAAGAAGCAAUGAGCAAACGUCGUUCCGCCGUUGUUGACCAACUCUUGUCUUGUUUUCAGGCAGCGCAGAUUACAGCUUGAUUUUCAUUCUUGUUCAGUAAAACAUGUUGCAAUAGCCGUUCAAAUAAACAGUUCUAUAACUGGAGCGUUACUCUGAAAAGGCGCGCCACACACCCCGUGAUGCAACAUCAAUACAGGCCUUCAGCACGCACGAAGCCUUUCUCCGCCCUGAAGAGACAUGAAGAGAAACCCAACCUCGCUGACCACCACCCUGCACCUGGACAAGACGAGGACUGAUGCUAACCAGCAGGCUAACUAGCUAGCGCUGAUAACGGUGCAUACACACAAGCAACAAAUAUGGCAUCUUUCAUAACAGAGCAGGGACAUUUCACAAGUACACUCACAUGAAUGCCAACCAAAAAGUCACCUCAACAAAGUACCGUCAUACGAAACGUGUCGAGUUUCGCUUCGCAACCAUCUCACGCGCCACCUCUGACGACACCCCGCGGAGCGCGAGCGCCACCGUGUUGCAUUCAAGUUACAAAAGAAAAACACGGAAAAGUCAAAAAUACGGGACCAACACCGUGGCAAAAUAUGAUUAAGAAUAACCUCUGUACUGACUGUCUAGACAUGCUGUGACACAUCUGUGUGCGUGUGAAAGGUGUGAAGAGGUUCAAAUAAUGGAUUUUUUUUUUACUUCCUUCUGUCACCCGCUCUCAUUAGUGUGAGAGCAGCUUAGAAGAGAAUUAGGCUCAAGUUAACAUCCACCUCUCAAUCCUAUUAAACACUGGAGGUCAGUGGAGAUAAACAACAUUUCACCCUCGUGGAGGCUGUUUCUGUCUACCGUGGGUUCGUUCUUUGUUUGACAGUGUAGCCAUUAGUGCCACGGUGCUCCGCAGCGCGACGUCAGCUUCAACCUCAGGACUUAGUCAUAAUGAAACUGCGCAGCGGUGCAAAGUUCAUUCUUCAUGUAACCAAAACACUGAGCGUUUGUGGUCCACCUGAUUAGCGAGCCACCUGUUCACCCUCCCGCCCACCAGCAAUACACACUUGGUAUGUUUGUUUCUCUCUUUAAUAGAAUGAACCAGGAAGCCACUCGCUUACAUAACCACAACAUCUUAACUCUCCCGACCGGCGUCCACGCUGGAAGGUCGGCGGCCUCCAGCUCACGACAGAGAUCACUAACUCAACCAUUACAUCAUCAGGGACACGAGCUGGACAUUUAGGAAACGACAACGACGAACAACUAUUCAAUCCACGGACUGAAAGAAAACAGAAUGAAAGACAGAAUCAACAGUAGAAUGUCAAGACAAGGACGCACGUGCGAAGACACUGUACAUGCAGGGUCGUUCGCCUCCUGCACUGAUCGACCGAUCACAAACCGACUUUACAGAACUAUAUCUUCGUGUCACCUGACCCCAGACAAACAGUGCUCAGCUUUCUGGAGUGAAGGAGAUGAUUGUGAUGAUGUUUGGAUUGUUGGGUCACUGCUGUCAUGUCUGCAUGGGUGGCGAAAUUCUUGGAUUUCAAGUGUCAAGUUGCUUUUUUUUUAGCACAGCUAUUAGAGAAUUACUUAAAUAUAUAUAACAUUAUGAACAGAAUUAGUAUUAAAUUA